Clunio marinus is the source of this 1377-nucleotide messenger RNA. The record is from the annotation of a GenBank genome assembly. NCBI's taxonomy places the organism in Eukaryota, Metazoa, Arthropoda, Insecta, Diptera, Chironomidae.
AUGGCUUCAAGGCAAUCAGAAAUGUGUGAAGAAUUUACAGGUCAUCAACAAUCAAAAAAAAAUAAGAAAACUAAAUUUAUAUGGAAAACAUUUUGGUGUAUAAUUUACGGAUGUAUUUUAAGCUUUAUAUUGUAUAAUUUUGUUUACACUCAAUUACCCAAGAAUAUUCCUCACAUUUGGAUUUUAUUUUUGACGGCACUUUCUUGUCUCUGUGCAAUCAUUUUAUGUAGAUCUUCAAUCCAAUUCCGAUGUGUGACAGUACUUGUAUGGCUGGAGAGUUUUGGAAAAGCUGGUCGUAGUGGCAUUAAGGCUCUUGUCAUUAUGUUAAUUCUAAGUGGGCCUAUUGAAAAUACAAUUUCGAAUGUUCGAGAAGUCGUGCGGGUUGUUGAAUGUACAAGCUUCUUGACUUACAAUCUCACGAAAACAAAAGUCGAUCUUGCAUUGAAGCCCUUUACAAACACUUUUUCUCGUAUGGACCGACACUUGAUGGACGUUGAAAGGACCUUUCAUAGGAUAACAACCUUUAUACAUCCGCUUAUUCAAGAAAUUGAACAAAAAAGUCAUGAUUCGAUACCUUCAGAUACUGAAAGUUUCAACGUUAAACCCGCAGACUUCUACGAAUCAAUCUUCAAGAAAAAGCUUAAAAAACGCUGCCAAGCCCAAGUAAUGGAAGGAGUUCACACCUGUGAAAAGGCUUUUGAAAAAGCUUAUAAUAACUGUUUGGAGGAAAUACCAACAGCCAUCAGAUACGCCAUUUGUUGGCCGUUUAACAUUGAUUUGAUAUGUGGGAUUGAAAAUACUUUUAUAAGCUCUUUUGUAAAUACCUGUGAUCCAUCAAAUGUGAUUGAUUCGAGCUUUGGAGUAGAAUACAUGCAAUUGAAAGAAAUGGGAAAACAAUUCAUGACGCAUGCUGCCAAUAUAUCAAUUAAAUACAAAACAAAUGAGAAGCCUCCUAAAGUUGUAAGCUCAAUGAACGAAACAAACAACAAAAUAAAGAAGAAUUUCGAUGAAAAGGCAAAUUCUGUUUAUGAUUUGAUGAAUGAAAUUGAUGAACGUCGACGACGAGCUGGUCGUUCGAAUGUCUUACCGUUAAGAAAAAUUGAUAUUGGAAAAUAUGUUGACCUAUAUUCAAACAAUAGCAGCAACUACAAGAUGUGCAAGGAAUUUGAAGGCUACAUUGGAUUAACAGUGGAAUUUUUUCUCCAACUUAUCAUAACGUCUUUCUUUGUGCUGCUUGAUCAACUGCUUUACAAGGUUCUGCAAAUUAUCGCGCGUCAUUCACGAGUCAAUUAUUUGCAGGAAGGCGUUCAUAAUUUGAACAUUACGAAGGAAGAUUCACUUCAAGUUGAUGGUGCAAAGAGUGAAAGAACGGCUUGA